Dissoconium aciculare CBS 342.82 is the source of this 1877-nucleotide messenger RNA. RefSeq lists its product as uncharacterized. Gene Ontology annotation, biological process: aflatoxin biosynthetic process; regulation of DNA-templated transcription. Gene Ontology annotation, cellular component: nucleus. The transcript has a single exon. The record is from RefSeq and is a predicted model, not a curated record. NCBI's taxonomy places the organism in Eukaryota, Fungi, Ascomycota, Dothideomycetes, Mycosphaerellales, Dissoconiaceae. Bases 419 to 1522 code for a protein of 367 amino acids. Gene Ontology annotation, molecular function: DNA binding.
CGCAUCCCUGUCGUGAACCGUAUCAGGGUACAUGUACCAGUACUACUGCUGCCAACCACUACCAUUUCGCACGACCACAGGGUCCUUGCAUGCAGCCCAGGUUACCUUGGUAGAUCGUAAGCAUCGCCUAAUCGGCGCCACGAGGGACACACAUGGCUUGGAGCAACAACCCUGCGGGCCAUAGAUUUACGCCUAUCACCUCUGGCCGUGCCGUGCUCGCCGUAUUCGCGCCGACCAGGUUCAUCGCGUAAGCUGCAGGCAGGAUUGGGCAUGUAGGAACAUAUUCUGAUUCGCAUCCCCACGCAUAUGAUGGGAGUCGUGAUAUAUACCAGGGCCGGGAUCGACAUAGUCCGCUUCCCCAUUCCAUUCGGUUUCCAUUUCCUGAAGACAGCCUCGAGUCUUCAACAAAGCCUGCAAGAUGCCUUUCUACGAUGACGGGCUCCUAAGCUCUGACAGCUACUUUGCAUUCGCUUCGGCUGAAGGGUUUGCUCCGCCAGGCAGCGAUACAACAUGGCAGCCUCCGCCCGACACGGACACCGACAUGUCGCAGAUGCCGACAUCGAUGACAUUACCGAUGUUCGACACCGACUCUGCGAUGACAGACUUCACAAUGGUCGAUGACCUGACUUUGCGACUACCUUCGGAUACGAUCUCCAGCGAUGUCCUGCUCAGUUCAGACAUCGACAUAUGGACACCUCUAGACUUCUCCAAGCAUGAUCCCGCACAAUACUCAGCAUGGUUCCCUGAGGUCACGGGUCGAACAGCGUCGUCCUCGUCGUCAUCUUCGUUAUCUGGGAGAGUCCACAGCUCAUCCUCGACCUCGCCUUCUCCACGGAUAGCUCCCUCUUUGUCGAGGCAUUCUUCGUCUGAUCAAUCACAAGCACAGCACUGUAGAUCACAGCAGCUUCAUUCCGAGACAUGCCUCACAAUCGCUCUUCGAGCACUCACGACUCUACAUAUGGCUCAAUCGACCUGUCUCGGCGCCAACGACAUUAAUCAGAUCGUUCAGCCAGCUCGCAAAAUGGAAACCGUACUGUCGACGAACAGAGAUGUUGUCCAAUGUCUACGUUCAAUCCUCGCAUGCCCGUGUGCCGCCAAAUCGCUGGUGCAACUCCAACUUCUGAGCAUUUGCGGCAACCUCACUGUUUGGAAUAGCGCCAUGAUCACCGCUUAUCUGGAAUCCGAAGACGAGUCCUCAGAUGCUUUAAAUAGCAGCGCAUCGCCCACCUCCCAACGGAAUAGUUCGGCGCGAGUCCAAUGCCAGCCUAUCACGAUCGGCCAUCAUCAGAUCGACGGCAAACUAGGUCGAGCGAUCUAUGCCCAAGUCAUGACUGGGGAGCUCAACGCGAUUGAGGGGCUCGUUGACUCUCUGGCACAACGGUUUUGCGAAAUCCCCGCCGAUCAAUUCAUGACUCUGCGAGGAUCUCCGGAAGGUCUUCCAAACAGUGUGCAUCAGAAUCUCACCUCCUCUCUACGCAAUCGGCUGCAUAACGCACGUGCGCAGAUCUUCGCCUUGGCGUAAAUAGCUUUUCUGGGCUGUCGCCAAGCACGGUGCGUCUCGCUUGCGUGCUUGCUUGCUUGCAUUAUGGGUGGGAGGGGGCAUGAGGCCUGGCCCCAUCAUUAGGAAGCUAUCUCACUGGUACUUUUAUGUUUCAUCAUCACCAUACUGUGAUACCCAUCCGCUUCGGAUUUUCUUUCCAGGUCGAGUUCAUUGGUGAAUGCAAUAUCACGAGGAAAAAUGACAUUCUGAUUUACUUUCUAUGAAUCCGAUUCAGAUCGAUAUUUGGCGAUUUUAUUUGUCGUCCAGGGCAUGAGGCGUGAGCAUUACGAUUUUAUGACGACCAGAUUUUAGUAUAGAUACUCUUGCAGAAUACCCA